UUCAAGCCCUUUACCGAAUGAUUCAUGACCGUUGGCUAUUGAAGCACUAGGCAGCCAGAGCUUUCGUUAAUUAGGCCCCAGCGAGAUCCAUAACCGCGAUGUAUUCGCCGAGAGCCUGUCUGUGCGGAGGAACGUGUCACCCUUUAGCAGGACGCCCGCUGUCUACAAUGAAGGCAGAGGCCAAUAUCAACUCCAAGACGAAGACAAGCCACCGCAUCGAGGCCACUUUCGCUCGCCAAACUCCACGCUGCUUCCUGAAAGCUCUCUUAUAUGUACUCUGUUCUCUUAAUCUAGCGACAAGCAAUGGUUUCGCCUCGGAGCCGGGACACUUACCAUCGCAAUGGCAAUCUCAGCAGCCCUAAAUCAUAUUACUACUAUGCGCCAACGCUGAAUUGUGUUGAGCCAGACCCACACCGGCACUGCAGCAGCCGGAUACACGGCUCGGUCCAACACUAGGACCCUGGCUCAGAAAGCUUCCUAAGAAA
Molecule: messenger RNA, 485 nt
Organism: Trichoderma asperellum CBS 433.97
Lineage: Eukaryota; Fungi; Ascomycota; Sordariomycetes; Hypocreales; Hypocreaceae
Source: RefSeq, a predicted model, not a curated record